AUGUGGAACGAAAAAGGAAGAGCGGUAACGCAGAUCAUGAUGUCGCUGCAGCGAAAAUGGAAAACCAUCCCGAAGCGGGUAAUAGUCGCCGGAAUGAUCUUUAUUGCGUGUUUCACAUCGUUCAUGUUGCGUGUCAACAUGUCCCUUAAUAUACUGGCAAUGGUACAACAAACAAGGACGGCCAAUCAUACCACCAAUCUAAUCGCUGUCGAAGAGACUGCCAUUGGUCAAGCGACAAAUGUUGGAAAUGCCAGCACAACUGACGUUCUGUGGCCAGACUUGAAUGGCACGAUCGCUUCCACAGAAAAUGGAUCCACCUUCAUUAGCAAUCCAACAGAAGUUGAGGCCGGCUCGAAUCUUCAAAACUUCGGACCACGCUACCAGUGGGAUCAGAAAACUCAGGGCAACAUUCUAGGGGCGUAUUUCUACGGGUACUUGCUAACAUCGCUACCGGCGGGACCGUUAGCAGAGCGUUUCGGACCAAAAUUGCUGAUAACUGUAUCGUUCUUUGUGUGUGCUAUCGCUACUGCUGUAACGCCUUUUCUUGCCGAAUGGGGUGCGUGGGCUAUUAUCGGAUCGAGAGGCGUGAUCGGCCUGCUGGCUGGUGUCGUGUAUCCCGGUCUGCACAAUCUAAUAUCGCAAUGGAUUCCACCAAACGAAAGAGGCAAAGUGAUUGCGUGCCUUGCCGGAGGAAGCACCUUCGGAACAGUGGUCACAUGGCCAAUAGCCGCGGUUAUAACUGAACGGUUUGGAUGGCCAAGUUCGUUCUACGCCUCGGCUGUGUUCGUUCUGCUGAUUACGAUACUUUGGGUUUGCCUAAUUGUGGAUUCGCCAGCUCAACACAGUUCCAUAACAGAAACUGAAAAGCAAUUAAUCGAGGAUUCGUUCGGAGGAACACUUUCGAGAUCGAAGUCCUUGCCACCUUUUGGUAAAGUGUUUACUUCGUUGCCAUUGCUGUCCUUACUGGUGUUACACUUUGGAAACUUUUGGGGACUGAGUUUCUUUAUUACACAGGCUCCCAAGUUUAUGAACGAAGUUCUUGGUUUUAACUUAUCCAAAGCUGGAUUUUUAUCCAGUUUACCAUACCUGGCACGAAUGAUCUCAGGUUUUAUCUUCGGCUUCGUCGGUGAUCUAAUUCGACAAAAACAAAUCAUGAGUACAACAGCCCUCAGAAAAACAUUCUGCUUGUUUUCUCAUAUUAUCCCGGGAGCAUUGUCGCUACCACUCUUUGGAAAAGAUCCUUUAGUUUGCGUUGGGUUCAUCGUAGCAUGCCUUGGAGUCAAUGGCGCUGCCACCAUAACAGACCUUGUCAAUGCACAAGAUUUGGCACCGAACUUUGCAGCAACCCUAUACGGAGUGAUGAGCUUUUUUGGGACUACUGCCGGUUUUAUUGCACCUAUGCUGGUCGCACAUUUCACAUCGGAGCAGAACACGAUGGAGCAAUGGGAAAGCAUCUUCUACAUAAAUGCCAGCAUCUACCUAAUUACUGGACUUAACUUCAUCGUUUUCGGUUCGGGAAAAGUCCAAAGCUGGAAUGAGGUUGAGCAGAAGCCUUCUGCUAUUGAAUUUUCUGAUAGAAAAGCCACGAAAAAUAUCGAGUGCAACAAUAUAAAGAAGGAAUGAUAUUGGCACAUAGAAACAAACAUCACACGCAAUAUACCUUCAAUCAUGCACCGGUGUCC
Armigeres subalbatus is the source of this 1682-nucleotide messenger RNA. RefSeq names its product sialin-like. Gene Ontology annotation, biological process: transmembrane transport; monoatomic anion transport. Gene Ontology annotation, cellular component: membrane. Gene Ontology annotation, molecular function: transmembrane transporter activity. NCBI's taxonomy places the organism in Eukaryota, Metazoa, Arthropoda, Insecta, Diptera, Culicidae. The transcript has 4 exons. Bases 1 to 1623 code for a protein of 540 amino acids. The record is from RefSeq and is a predicted model, not a curated record.